Molecule: messenger RNA, 2262 nt
Organism: Saprolegnia parasitica CBS 223.65
Lineage: Eukaryota; Oomycota; Saprolegniomycetes; Saprolegniales; Saprolegniaceae
Exons: 2
Coding region: 1-2262 (753 amino acids)
Source: RefSeq, a predicted model, not a curated record
AUGCAGCGCAUUAUCUUUUAUGUAUGCUGCCUCUGGAACGCCGCCGCGCCGCUCAAAGCGUGGUUCCUCUCGCGCUAUGGCUUUGUGCCCACAACGACAACGACGAUCGUGAACCUCCACUGGGACACGGUGCUCAACGGCAAGUUUCUCACGCAGCUCUACACCAACGCCGGCAUUCCGCUCGCAACACCCCUCACUGCGACGCGCUACCUCAACGUCUUUAUGGACUUCAAGAUCCUUCCGCGCUCGAUCGGAACCUGGGCCGGCUCGUACGCUGGCACCGAGACCGUGUACCAAAUGGACUUGGACGGACGACCGCUGCGUCGGUCGCUCGACGGCGCCGCCGAAGUCGCCGCUUUCAACGCUGCACUGUCCGCGUUCACGGCCAGCGGCUUUAAUCUCUGGGGCACCGAGCUCAUCCGCAGCUACGUCCCGCCAACCACUUCGUUUGGGAGUCUCCAGGACGUGGCCGAGGCCGUGUUGUGCCUCAAAGGCAUGUCCCUCGAGACGUUUAGCUCGGGCGCCGCCACCUACGAGAUCAGCGGACGCGAUCUCUUUGCGACGGUGCUCGGUGGCAGCGGCUACAUCAACUCGAUCUUUGCGCCGCGCGAGACGGCGUGGUGGUGUUCCAUCCAGUACGUGGACCCAGCGACGAACGCUCCGAACCGAACGCAGUGUUUCGAGCGCAUGAGCGUCGCUUUGCCGGCGUUCUUUGUCGGCAAGUACAUUUCUUUGAACUCGGGUUCGCGGUAUGUCGACAACGCCGACGUCGUGGCUGGAGCAACGAUCGGCAACUUGCAGUCGUACCACUACAAGCACCACGAGGUGCAGCCGUUGGCGUCCAUCAAGCUAGCAACACUGGGCAACCGGACGACGUGGGCGGCGUGGAUUCCCGAGGUGAUUGCGACCGUCGCGCAGACGCCCGUCGACACGAGCGACGCGAUCGAAGAGCUCUGUUUUGUCGGUGACGGGUGCUUUGCCGCGUGCUUGAAUGAGACGGCGAGCGGCGGGACUACGUACACGUACAGGCGCGGCGGCGAGUGUGUUGGAACCAUCGACUCGGUGGCAAUAAGCCUCCACGAGUUGUACUCUGACUCGGCGUGCCUCGGCCUCGGCACGGGCACAUCCCACAUCCAAGUCACGUAUCUCAAUCACGCCGGCGUCCGGUCGACGCGCGUCGCGUCACAGGCCGCGUCGCCAAUGGCGAUCUUGGCGUGCAUCGUCGGCGGGCGUGUUCCGAAUGGCGACUAUCUACCCUCGAAUUUCAUCGAUAUGGUGUCCCGGGGCACGGAAGCGUCUUUGGUUGUCACGUCGUCCAAUGGCAGCGAAGCGAUCAUGCUCAACUGUAUCGCGCUCAUCUCGCUGCUCGGGUACGUUUACUUUCUGCUUUGGAUUGCCAUUUUUGCGUGGCGCACUCUGCGUUGGGUUGCCGUUUUGGCAAACACCAACGAAAACGUCGCACAGCUGCGCUUUAGCACCUACCGCGCCAACUUGAGCACGCGUGUUUGGAUGCACGAGCGCUCGACCAUGUCGGUCACUGGAUUUCUGGGGCUCGUGGCUUGGCACCUCGGUGCGAGUCAGUGCAAGUGCGUCUGGCGCAACACGGCAUCGGUGGCCGACGACCCGGCGUACGUCUGCAGCAUCAACCCGGUCGGGCACGUUUUGGAAAUCAGUGAAGUCGUUCGGCUGCUGUCGCAUGCGUGGGUAUUCUUUGCCCUUGCGUUCUUGGAUCUCUUUCCGGGCCUCACCGUGCACUUUGCCGGGUACGCGGUCGCUGUCGUGCUGCUGGCCUUGAUCCCGCUGUUGCUGUGGGCGAUUCCACUGGCGUAUAUGAUGCGAGUGUGGGCCUCGACGCCGUGGCUGCAAUGGAUGCACAGUCAUCUCUUUCUCGCACUCUUGUGGCUCACUGUGCUAUGGCUCAUGCGCAGUCGGUGUUUCGCGCCGUACCGCCGCCUGGUCGAGCGCUGCUUGCACUGCGUCGGCUUGCGCAAACAAAGAAUCGACGCCAAGAGCCCCCUCCGGUCGAUUCUCGGCGCGUACUUUUGGACCGACGCGGUCGAUGUGCACGAUGACGACACGGCGUAUGUCCCGCUGAGCUUGCUCUUGCAGACCAAGGACGUGGCGAUGGACCGCAUUUGUGACCACGAAUACUGGUUGUGCCAAGAAGAUUUUGAUGCGCGCGAUUGGAGCCAUACGCUACCGACCACCCAUCCCAAGUGGGUCCUCGAGCACCGUGGGUACUAUGUACGGGGCAUCAAAUAG